Messenger RNA from Actinia tenebrosa (Australian red waratah sea anemone), 1547 nucleotides. RefSeq lists its product as uncharacterized. Lineage: Eukaryota; Metazoa; Cnidaria; Anthozoa; Actiniaria; Actiniidae. Gene Ontology annotation, molecular function: G protein-coupled receptor activity. Gene Ontology annotation, biological process: G protein-coupled receptor signaling pathway. Gene Ontology annotation, cellular component: membrane. The record is from RefSeq and is a predicted model, not a curated record.
CUAUUUAGGACGUCCACUCGUGGGACAGACAUGAUUGCGUGACUAUACACGCUUAAACGAAUGAUCAUUCGCUGAAACCCACUGGCACAAACAGGAAACCAUUUACAAGUAACUUAAAACGCUGUAACAAACUGAAACCUUCCUGUUAUAGUAGUGUAUGAAAAGUUGUAGCAAGCAAGAGCUUCCUUAUAUACUAUACUUCUUAUCCGCCAGUUUGGCAAGUUAUGUUAUUAGUCGUCGUAGUAUCAUUAUGUCUUACCAGAUUAUAAUAGCGAUUAUAUUACUCGCGCUGGCAUUUGCCGUUACUUUCUUAGGGAAUGUCUUACUUGCAGUCAUGGUUAUCAAGCUAAAACGACAGGAAGAACACAAGACAGCUGAUAGAAAGCGCCACUUUGAUGUACUCUUUGCUGCUCUUGCAGUUAGUGAUAUCCUUGGAUCUUGCCUGAUAUAUCCAAUCUUACUUCAUUUGUAUCAUCUGGCGUCGCAAGAGAAGAAAAUCUCGGGGCAUUUGUGCGACAUUUUGGGUUCUUCUGCUGUAUUCUACUUCUCCUUCGUUACUAUUUUAACUGUAACUAUGAGUUUUCAUAAUCUUUUCAGUGGUAUCUGGCCUUUUGCUUACUACGUUUACCUAAGAAAAAAGAAGAGCAAAUUACCCUUUCUGUGUGUUAGCGGAUCUCUGCUCGUUGCUCUCGUCUCACUGACUUUGUCUGCCAAAGGUUUUUCUUUCUUCAAUUUAACCUCUGACAAGUAUUUGGGAACAAUUCCCUGUGUGCCACAAGUAUCUUACAACAUUUUUUCAAAGAGUUACUUUUUCAUCAUUGCUCAUUUCUUCUUUUGGACUCACUUCGUUGUUUUUGUUGUCACGCUACGGAUAAACAUAAAUACCAAAAACACUCAAAUUGCAAAAUUUGGCCGAGUUACAAGCAAAACAGGAUGCCUUGGUUUGCCUUCUAGGGCUUGGUUCCAACUAUUGUUCAAAUUAAUAUACUUGAUAUGUUGGGCACCUUUCAUGGUUGCCAUGACGAUUGUCACAUGUUCAAGUUAUCACAUACCUACAGAUGUCCUCGUCACAGUUUGUUAUCUGUUGUUCCUACCAGGUUUGGUUGGACCUUUUGUCUGUUAUGUCACUCAUGAAGACUUGAGAGAUGUAUUCAACACAACAAUAAUCAGUAUUUUGUCAAGAAAACGUCCCCAUAACGAAGGAAAGAAUGUUAAAGACAUUGGAAUAAAUAACCUGAACUGCCAAAGUCAAGAAAGAGAAACUAAUAAACAGAGAGAACUACAAARCUUUUAGAAGUUGACGUAGCAAAUCUUGAGCCCUUUUGAAGGAGUAAAAUACGUACUUAAUAUUAUUAAUACUGAUGUCGUGAAAUCUUUUGGGAUAGUAGUCAAAAUUUGAAAUCAAUAUAAAUAAUGAUAACGUUUCAAAUUUUAGGGUUUUCUCUCAGUGCACUCAUAUCCCCCCUCAAAUACAUUGCCAUUUUUAAGUGAUAUUGUAAAAUUAAUGCAAUGUUAUUCAAAAUCAAUAAAAAUUAAGAUAAAUUUAA